AUGGCAACUGGGGCAGGAGCAGGGACUGGGGCAGGAGCUGGUAGCACAGUUACAAACCAGUCCAAUAAAAAGAGGCCAGUCAAAGGCAAACUUUACCCAGUGAACAUCGCAGUGCUGAAUGAACCUGAGGGGGUCGUGUUUAAACCCCGAGUAAAGCCUGUCUCUGUUUCAGAGAACCCAGAGGAAAAUCCAUUGAUGGAAGUGAUUGGUGUCUUUGCAGCCACUGACCCUGACACCGGAAAGCCUGCAGAAAAUGUUCAAUAUGCUAAAGGCUAUGAUCCUGACAACUGGCUAUUGAUUGACCCAGAAACAGCAGAGAUUAGACUUCAGAAGUUCCCCGACAGAGAGUCCCCAUCUGUGAUUAAUGGAACUUACUACGCUGAAAUACUGAGUCUGAAUGAGGACAGGCGUUUUGGGAUUGCCACUGGAACAAUAGCGUUGAAGGUGGGAGAUGUGAAUGAUGACUGCCCCACAUUGACCAACCACGUGGAGUACAUCUGCUCAGACACUGAGGUGAUUAAUGUUAAGGCAGUGGAUAAAGAUGGACAUCCAAAUUCAGACCCUUUCACCUUCCUCCUUGUGGAAGAGGAGAGCCGAGGAGAUUGGAGGGUUGAACCUUUAAAUGGUACCAGUGCAUCCCUCAGGGCUUUGAAACUUCUUUGGGCUGGUCACUACCAGGUCGCCUUCAUCAUCCAGGAUCAGCAGGGCCUCGCCUGCCCAGACCCUCAGUACCUGGACCUAUAUGUGUGCUCCUGUGAGAAAGGAGAGACCUGCAGACCAGCAGGUAUAGAUGGUUUAACAGCUUCUCGCAAGGAAUCCUCAUCUACAUUUGGAGGACUGGGAGUGGGGGCACUGAUCCUGGGACUUCUGAUGCUGCUUGCGGUAGGUGUCUUACUGAUAACCUGCUCACGUGGAGGAGAAUCAGGGAGCUUCUCUGAUUUCCCUUUUGAUACCACAGAACACUUGAUUGUCUAUCAUACAGAGGCCCGAGGCGAGAACAAGGAGGUCCCUCUGCUUAGCUCUCCAGUCCAGACAAAGUCUGCUGCCGUAGCUAAAUUAUCAGCCAGCAAUGGAGCUUCCAACGCCAAAGCAAACACAACAGCUACCUUAGGGAAUCUUGAGAUGGGCUCUGCCAACAAAACCUACACGUCGAGGUAUGGGGCUGAUAGCAGAAACUGGGAGAGCUUUGGAGAAUCUAAAGAGACCCAGACAGAGUUUUUCUCGAUGGAGGAGGAACUGUUACGGUUUGACAGCAUGGAUGACAUUGCCCUCUCUGAUGUGUUUCUGCAUCAGUACUACUCUCAGAAAGCAAGAUGUGCUGCAAAAAAUCAAGCAGCGAGAGACUAUGUGCUUGAGUAUGAGUAUGAGGGCCAGGACUCCCCUGCUGGCUCAGUGAGCAGCUGCAGCCUCCCAGACUCUGACAAAGACCAGCACUUCCUUGAUGAUCUCGGGCUGAAGUUCAAGAAGCUAGCUGACAUCUGUUCUCCUCCUCGACCUCUGACACAUCUAAGUUUUGUCACCCAGCAGGUGGAUAAAGUUGACCACAUUGCUGCGCCCUUAUUGGAGAGUAAACCACUCAGCAUCCAUGGCAAGAUCCAAGAGCAAACCCAAAAUGUCAGCAUCACCCAGUCACCCACCAGUGACAUCGGCUUAAGUAGAACCUCCACCAGCAGCACGCAUAGGCAAAAAACAACCAGUGUCCCAAGUUUAAGCAGGAAAUCCACCAGCAGCACCCAUGGGAAAAAAUCCACGAGUGUCACAGGCUUUGAUGGAUCAGCUUGUGGCAGCAUUUACAGCCAGUUUUCACACAUGCCUCAUUCACCCCAUAUUAGUCCUGUUACCACAGCCAUGAUGCCCUCUGUGGCUCAGAUGCUUGUACUACAGCAGCAGCCAGUCUACUACACCACCACCCCUAUGAUGCAGCCAAUGCAUUACAUAGUCCAACCACAACUUCAGAACACAGUGCUUCUGGCUGAUGGGCCUGUCAGCAACCUGCAGGGUAAUUCCCCCGUGUAUCUGCACGGGGGAAACACUGCUGGGACUUUCAGUCUGGGUAGAGGAAGAGGCAACAGAGUGAUGGAGGAUAACCAGGGAGUAAAGACAUGGACAUUUUCUCAUGGCCCAGGAGUAGUGAUGGGUGUCAGGAAGAGUGGUCGAAGGAUCAAGUCAGAGAGUGGAGAGGCAGCUGAGACAUGUCAUAGUAGUACAGGGAUGCAGACAGGUCAACGCAUUAGUUUGGGAGCAGUAGAGUUUGGAGAGGAACAGCUAGUGUUCACGCAGGAAGGAGACAUGAGAAGAAAGUCGACAGCAUCAGCAGAGGCAGUUUUCAUUUAUUAGUAUUUACUCCAGUACCACCUGGCUUUUUAAUUGAUGAUUACUUAACAUUGUUGGAUCACAUUAACAUUAUUGUUGAAAAAAUGGGGCAGGGUAUUACAAUCAUGAGAAAGGUCUCCUCCAGUGUAACACUAUCAAUUCAAGAGACAAUCGCUUUCUUAUCUAGGGUGCUGCAAAAAAUGUAUAUUUUGAAGCUCCAGCUUGCACAAAAUAGCACUGAAAGAACUAAUGUCGCAAAGAUGCACCACAGUCUGGCACGGUAUACUGCUGAGGAGAAAUUUACUGACAGUCUUCUCACAUUUACUAGAAAUGGAAUCCUAGAUGGUAAACUGAACAGACAGAUCUGUUGUAUAAUCACCAUAUUAUACAGGUCACCAUGGGUCAUCUUGUUCUCCCUAAGCCUAAAACAAAUCAACUUAAAAAUGCCAAUGGAUAUUAGUUCCUACACAAAUUACACAAGUCAUAAGCAAAUAUUUAUUUAAAAAAAACACUCUAACUGUAACUGAUGAGAGGGACCACACAAAAUCAAUAAUGCUAUGCUGUUUUCUUAUGGGAUCUCAACCCACUACUUUGUUUGAUAACCUCUGUACAUAAUUUUUAUUUCCUUGCUUUUAUUUAAAAUAUGUAAUUUUGUUUAAGUGAUAUUUUGAUUACUUUGAUUUCUAGUAUGUUAUUUUGGGCUAAACUGAUAGUGUCAGUCUACAUUUGUAUGUGUGUGUUAUGUCUGUGUGCUGUCAGUGUUUGCAUUACUUUAUGUGGACCCCUGGAAAAUUUGCAACUGCUGAAAAUAUCGAGUUCUUUUGUAAUUGCAUAAAUAAUCAUAUGUAAAGUACUGAUGUACAGUAAGUACAAAAAUAGACCUGUGCGGUUUUUGUGUAACAUCUCACUGUGUUUUAGUGCAGUUAAGAAAUAUACACUUCUAUACUACUAUACAAGUAGCGAUUAAAGAGUCUCACAAGACUCACAUUGAAUCCUACAACGAAUCCCAUAAUUAUUGAUAAUUUAACAAUAAUAAUAACUUUAUCCAAAAAUCACAGAGAGUGUUCAUCUACACUGUACACUGAAUUAACUACUGAACAAGGAGCACAUUGUUUGUGGAGAGUGCGAUAGAGCAGAAGGGGAUAUCCUGAGAUUUCCAACCAUAAGGUGCCAGUUUAUUCUUCUCACACUUGAUGGCAGUAGAGAGCUACUGUUGUUUAUCAUGAAUCUGAGGAGGACCAUGUGUGCAGCAGAAUAAUGCAUUAAAACACUAGAUGAAGCUGUUCACCUUGUUUACUCUGUCAUGUGAUACUGUUUCUGAUAUGUUGAAAUACUGGCACUGAUUAGCAUAAAUUAAUCCAGCAGAUGAUUUGGAGGACACACUGGAGACAUUUUGCUCUUUAAAGGCUCAUUGUUAACAGUCACUUUAGCACUUACAGGGUCUGGUGGAGGGAAACUAAUAAUAACACAUCAUAAGACAUACAGUAUGUUUUAGGUUGUUGUAGGUUGUAGGUGUAUGUAUUUCAACAUUAAAAUAUAUGUUGCAUAAAAAGGAGUUAAACUGUUUAUAUGUGUUUGUUAUUUUAUAAAAUACAAUUUAUGAAGCUGUGCUGUUAUUUCUAAAUCUAUUUCAAUGCAUUAUGGUUGACUGUCAUUUUUUAGGCUGUGAUCUGUGGUGCCAUCGUUCUGUUACAGUCAGUGUUGACAAGGGUUAACUGUAACUAGAGUCUCCCUUUGCUGAAGAACUCUUCCUGUGUUUGGUUCAAACUUGUCUCUUUGCAGUGUCUCUGACAGCUAUUUGAGCAGAAGCUCUGGCCUUUUGCCUCAGACCUGUCGCCUCAUGUUGUCUUGUUCUGCUUGUUUACAACCCAAAUGUCAAUAAAGAAAAAAUGUUAAUGA
Molecule: messenger RNA, 4212 nt
Organism: Epinephelus fuscoguttatus (brown-marbled grouper)
Lineage: Eukaryota; Metazoa; Chordata; Actinopteri; Perciformes; Serranidae
Product: desmoglein-2-like
Exons: 7
Coding region: 1-2337 (778 amino acids)
Biological process (GO): homophilic cell-cell adhesion
Cellular component (GO): membrane; desmosome
Molecular function (GO): calcium ion binding
Source: RefSeq, a predicted model, not a curated record